This is a messenger RNA of Aspergillus thermomutatus, 4791 nucleotides long. RefSeq names its product putative gelsolin repeat protein. Bases 1 to 4791 code for a protein of 1596 amino acids. Gene Ontology annotation, biological process: barbed-end actin filament capping; actin filament severing. Gene Ontology annotation, molecular function: actin filament binding; phosphatidylinositol-4,5-bisphosphate binding. Lineage: Eukaryota; Fungi; Ascomycota; Eurotiomycetes; Eurotiales; Aspergillaceae. The record is from RefSeq and is a predicted model, not a curated record. The transcript is spliced from 4 exons.
AUGACAAUUACCACGGAUGCGGACAGUUCAGAGGAUGUCAAUGACUUCCUCCUGCGGAUUCGGGAGUUAGGCGAGAAACGUGAUAAGGAGGACGAGGAACGGACCAAGAAGUUGGAGGAGGAGAUCAUGCAGAGUCGCAAGGAGAGGCAGGCUCGAAGAGCUGAGCGAGCGCGGUCAAUUUCGCCAACGAAGGACUCCCCCAUAUUGGAAUCCGCUCGGUUGAGCAUUUCUUCCCUCAGCCAGCGUGCGAUCGACCCUCCAGAACAACUCUCACCCACACCUCGGACACCUGAACAUGCCACAGGCGCCAGAUCUGACCCCUUUCGAGACGACGUGUCAAUCGUUACGGAUGGCGAUCUGGAAGGGUCAAAACUAGACGGGAGGGAGAUUGCAUCCUCACCGAAAGCAACUACUACUUCACCUCUUGCACGCAGUAGAGCAGGGACCCUGUCCUGGCAACAACGGCCGUCGUCUCGAGAUCUGAGCGGCAAUAGAUCGUUUUUCCCUCCCUCUCCCACGCGCUCCCCGACCCGUCUCAAUCGCCUGAGUGGCUUGUCUAAUUUCUCGAACGAUGAUCACAAAAACCUUCGCAGUCCGCUGACGCUUUCGCCUUCCUCUAAGGAUAUUCCCACCACCCAGACAACAAGGGCGGAGGAAUCUCCCGACUCAAUCACUAGAGAGAUUGCCAAGGAAAAGCCGGGCGCUGAAAUGCCCGGUCAGGGCUCAAUCCCAAUAAACGACGAAGGCACCGAAACGAAUCCAGGAGCACCUGCUGAGCACGAGAAGCAGAACUCACAACCGGAAGUCGGAGAAGAAAGAUCGCGUUCCCCAUCCAGGGCAAGCUCGACUUUUGGGGAUAGCAGUUUGGGACAUCGAUACUCGAGCGUAUCUUCUGUCUCGACGGCAACUGGACUCGGAUCUCCCGUACCUCUGUCAAGCGUACAAAAAUUCGAGCCCGAGCAGGUCGCGGCACCUCCCUCCCCGAGGCGGCUUUCCCCCGAGCGUUCACGUUCGACGUCGCCGACAAAAGGUCUCGGAGGCUUUGUGCAGAGCGCCAUGAUGAAGCGAUCAGAUAGUGUCUCGAAGCGAUGGAGUGCACAGUUACCCUCGGGACUAAGCCGAGGCAAUUCUUUUGCCAGCAACCGCAAUAGCAUUGCUGGCCCAGCCUAUGGCGAUAUGCAUGCUCCUGCAUCUCCGUCGAGGCUUGGCCGCGAGGACUCGUUCCUUGCGUCCAAGAGACCCGGUUCCAGCCACAGCGAGGCAACAAUCGUCCAUAAUGCCAAGGAGAGUGAAAGGCCGGUAACGCCGCCAAUGGUGAACAAGGUGGAGACCGACGAAGCUACCGCCAGACCUACGCUUCACAUGAGAGCCCCCAGUGCAUUAAGCAAAAAUGGACAAGACUCCUACUCGAAUUCGUCGCCUUCAGCGAGCCCGGCAGUCUCGAGGACUAUGGAUCCCAGACGCUGGAGUCCCACAAAAUCGACAUGGCUGGAGAGUGCUCUUAAUCGACCUGACUCACCGAAGCACAAAAGGCAGCCCUCACAGCAAACAUGGGCGAAAGAUCGACAAUCAAGGGCAAGUGUCGACCUGGGCCGUUUGAAUAGCUUCAAGGAAGUCACUACGGUCGGUCUCAUGCGCUCAGCUGCACCUGGUAGUCACUAUAAGACCUCAAGUGUUUCUGGGAUCCCAGAUCUACCAAGUAAUCUGGAUAUCAACAAACCCAAGGAAUCCAGGGACAAGCCGUUGUCCCACUCUGAAGAUACCGAAUCCAUGCCUGCAGAGACACCCAGAGUUGAAACUACACCCAAGCUUGAAGCUACACCCAAGGUUGAAGAAGAUACUUGCAAAGCUGUGGAUACGAAGCCUGAAGAUUCCCCUACAAAGCAAGAAGGUGGACCGGAAAGCAAGACCGAGGAUGCUCCAACACGCAAGCGUGCACCUUCCCUUCUAGUACCAAUCAACAAAACUGACAUCAGUCCACCUCUUUCAUCUCCCCGAGACCCUUCAUUGAACAGACCAAAGCCACAAUCUCCUGUGAUAGAUUUCCGAGCCAAUUUGCGAAAGCGAGAAAUUAUCAAAGAUGAAGCACCGAAACAGGAACCGGAGUUCAAGAAUGUGUUUGGCAAAUUAAAGAAAGCUGAGUCUUCGACUUACGUCGCGCCGGAUGAGCUCAAAGAAAAUAUCCUGAAGGGCAAAGCAGCUCUGAAUGCGACAGGCGGCCCUAAGAAGACACCAAAGGUUGAUGAUUUGAAGGAAAGUAUCCUGAAGCAGAAACAGGCAAUCAGAGCGAGUGGAGGCUCACUGAGGCGUAACACGGCCGGAGAAAUUGAUGCUCCUGCGAAAAUGAUUCCAGAAGCAAUUGCGAAACGGAAUAACCUGUCUAAAUCUAGCAGUAGCAGGAGCACCCAUUCUGUUGACGUCUUGACUUCGCCAUCAUCUCAGGACCGCCCAACACCGAAUGGUCUCCCGGAUCACCAGCAGUCGCCUUUGUCCCCGCGUAACGACGAUCAGGCGCAGGAGGCCCAGAGCACGCAGACCGCAACAGCAGUUCCAGAGCCCGAUGAACCGAAAGACCAGGUUGCAGAUUUGGCAUCUUCUGAGGCUGGACAUGUGGAGACCGAGGGCGACGAUUUGGAGGAUCAGUUGACCACAGACACAGCGGUCACCGCAGAGAACACUUCGGAGAUGAGGGACGAGCAGAUUGAAGAGGCCAUCAAACCGGUGCGUGCUCUGCCAUCGGGGACUGUUGCGGAGGCUGCAGAAGCGCCUGCUGCUACUGAAGGUCUCGCUACUAAAGGUCGACUCGUAGGCCGAAUAAACCCUGCCUUGGCGGGACUUUUGUCUCGCGGCCCUCCUAUUAUCAGUGGGAGCUCAAACAAGCACUUGUCGACAAACUCAAUGUGGGAAGGUAGCUCCGAAUUUGCUGACAGUCAACCUGCUGCACCUCUUACCCAUAUGACGAAGAACCGUGCGAGGGGCCCAAAAAGGCGCCUACCCAAGCUUGCGGCCACGGAAUCAACGACGUCGCUGCUCAAGGAUGCUGCCACCGUUCCAGAGAACAAUAUCUCUUCAUCUGAUACCCAUGAAAUGGUAUUGAGGCCAUCAUCCAGCCAAGAUAUAGCGAAGACCUCUGUCGGUUGGCCACUCCCUGACGCUGAAACAACUGGCACCAUAGUCUCUGAGGCGACCCUGCCUCCGCUGACUUAUUCAUCCUCCGAAAAACCAGCCGAAUUCAAGCGAACCAUACCGCAUCUGAUAGAGCGUAGACUCCAGCAAAAGCUCGCAUACCGGGGCUCCAAGUCUUCGAUGGACUUGAAACCUUCGCCUCUCCCCAAGGACGAUUUUGAGGACAUCGAAAAUCUUGGAGACUCUCCCUCGAGAAGACCGACUCUACCGCCAAAGCCAACAACUCCGCAGAAAGCCCCAAACAGCUUUGCAUCUGGUGGUUUGAUCGAUCUAAACUCUCGAGAAAAAGCAUUGCCUUCUCCUCCUGUUCCUUCUAAAUGGAGCAAAAUCUCUGCCGACCAACACUCCUUAUCGACGAGAUCAUCAGUGUCUUUGGUACCCCAGGCCGAGGAAUCUCUUGAGGUUAUUUCGGGCUUUUUCAAAUCUUUGCCAAAUUCAAACGACCGCGUGAAUAUUGACACGCAAUUGAUGCUUACUAGCAAGUCCGACGAUCUCAGAAUUAGAACUCUGAAGAGGCAACUUUGGGAAAUUACUGGUGAUGGGAAGAGGCAGGACCUUCCUGUUAACCAUGAAUACAUUCUCUACGAAGGAAGUAUGUACCUGUGCGUACAUGUUUUUGAGUCGGAAGGAAUUGCACGCUCUGAAACCCACCUUUGGUGCGGUGAUGAUGUGAGUGAUGCGGCCAUGGACGAUGCGCAGCCAUUCUCCCGCAAAGUCGCCAGGGAAAACGGCUGCAAGCUAGAGAUUAUCAAGCAAGGCAAAGAGACUUCCAGAUUUAUACAAGCCCUUGGUGGGAUCCUCAUCACCCGCCGUGGGGCUAACUCUCGCUCCAGCUCUUCUGCCAUCUUUAUGCUCUGCGGACGAAAGCACCUUGGUCAAAUGGUGUUUGACGAGGUCAACUUCUCAAGAAGCAAUCUUUGCUCUGGCUUCUCUUAUGUAAUCUCUGCCAUGUUUGGCAAAUUAUACCUGUGGAAGGGCAAAGGAAGUACUGCUGAGGAAAUUGGCGCCGCCCGCCUCAUUGGCAUGGAUCUCGGUCUGACGGGCGAAUUCGAAGAGGUGGCCGAAGGGGAAGAACCCGAAAGCUUUUUCGAGGUUUUCUCGCACCACCGAGAGGCCGAGGAGUACAUGCGCUCAGAUUACUGGCGGCUGAAACCGAACCAUGACCAUUAUCGCCUGAGAUUGUUCCGAGUAGACCACGAGCUGGGUCAGCGAACGGGCGGUUUCUGGCUUCGAAGACGGUCGGGGUCAGCUUCCCCUGUGAUUCGACCAAAUGACACUGUUCAGGAAAUUGUGCCAUUCUGCCAGAGAGACAUCACGGCCAAAGGAAUCUACAUCCUGGAUACCUUCUUUGAGAUCUAUGUUAUUGUUGGUGAACAAGCGUCUCAACGACCUGCCGAAUUCGCAUCAGCAGUAGUGUUUGCGCACGAGUAUGGCAUUCUGGCUGCUUCCCUCCAGGAUCGACCAUUUAUUCCCAACAGCCUUGUCUCCAUCGGAGGACUUCCCGAGUCGUGUCGCAGUGCAUUUCGCAAAUGGGGCAAGCCUUCUGGACAAAUGCGUCCGCGAGUGUUUCCUCUAAACGCGGCAAUUGAGUCUAUUCGCUCUUGA